Molecule: messenger RNA, 7731 nt
Organism: Uranotaenia lowii
Lineage: Eukaryota; Metazoa; Arthropoda; Insecta; Diptera; Culicidae
Exons: 3
Coding region: 6470-7504 (344 amino acids)
Source: RefSeq, a predicted model, not a curated record
ACAUUUGGUUUUUUAAAUGUUUGAGUUGACUAUAAUUCGAUAUGAUUCGAGCAAAAAAUUGGCAACAUUUUGUUAGAAAAAACCCAACCCUAAUCAAAAACAAAUUAAGAGUGACUUUGUUCGACCAGAUUUGGCCCACUGUAUCGAGUUUAUUUUAAAUAAACCCGACAGCCCACAGCUCCCGCAAAACUGAAAAACAAAAACAAAAAGUUUGCGGAAAAGUGUGCGUCAGGUGACGUGGAACCUGUGGAAAAAAAGAAAAAAAAAGGGGAUGACGUCGGUCUAAGCUGCCACAAAAAGGAGUGAUUUUCUGGCUAAAGGAGGAUUGAGAGCGCUACCAGUGAGAAAUUGUGCGGUAAAGUAGCGAACGGCAACCGGUUAUUGCAGAGUUCGAUGGAAGUGUAGCGGAUUUCCAGUGAAAAGCCCCCGAGAAGCAAAUUUCCCUGUCCCCUGUCUCUAUCAACAUGUCUGGGGAGACACUUCUCGAGCUAAGCCGAUGGGCAAUCAUGGCUGGCGAAACCGAUGAGGAGGUUGAGCGACGACCGGAGAGCGCCGAGCAAAAUCAUACCGAGCAGUACGGCAUCGUCGAUCCGGAUCGCAUCAUCAAGAAUCCGCUGCAAUUCCAGUGGACGCUCGGGUAUCAGGAACCGGAUAAGAACUUGUGGGAAGACGAGAAGAAUUUCCGCGGCAGCCGGUGGGUGAUCAACGUGCUCCGGCAGCAGCGCCACGAAUUGGACAAACAUUGGCUGGAUAUGACAUUGUGGCUGAUCGGCAAGGUUGUCGAUAAUCCUGAAGAAAUUUGCGGUGCCGUCGUGAACAUUCGCCAGAAGAUGGAUAAAAUUGCGAUUUGGACCUCCACCGUCAUGAACCGGGACGCGCCGAUGCCGGAGAAAGCUGUAAGUCGAUUUCUUGCCAUAUUCGAACCAUAAAUUGUGAGAGGAAGGUUGGGUAAAUUUGUUGCCAAAAAAUUAAAACACGAUGAGCUAAAUUUUACGUUUUUUCAUUAUUAUGGGCAACCGAAAGCCUAGUUUUUCCCCAUUACAAAUGGCGCCCAACUAAAUCGAACCACUUUUGAUUAUUUGUUCGAGCACAUUUUAAGGACUUAGCGUCCAGCUACAAUUAUUAUUUUUGUAAGAAUUCGAUAAUUAUACUUGUGAUUAUUUCAUUAUUGCUCAUUAGUAAAUCAUAUCAUAUCGUUGUAUCUUUAGAAGUAUCGUAUUGCUCCUUCGAUACUACCUUUCAUAUUUAAUUCAUUCGUGCACAGAUGUUAAGGGGGUUGUCAAGGAAACAUCAAAAGGAACGCGAUCUGGAGGCGCGGUAUAACCUCUAUUCCGGGCCCUUGGUAAUUAAGAAGACUAAAUCCUUCUUUACCCAAGACAUCUGUUGCUUCUGUUCAGUCCUCAAUGUAAAAUCACAGUCAUUAUUUUCUUCAAUGGCUACAUGAUUUUAGUUGCUUGUUUGCUGCUUGGGUGAAAGUUUUUCAGUCGUUUGGUUCAGGAUUCGAGGAAAUUUUUGCCAGGUUUGCUGGUAUAGAUCGACAUCAUUUGCCAAGAUAUGUUGGCGUUGAGUUUCGUCUUUAGUUUUAAUGUAAUCUUUGCCAUAAUUCGAUGGCGUUAAGAUAUUUUUGCCAAGAUUCGUUGGCUUUGAGUUUAUUAUGAUGUGUUUAUGUAUUAUGUAUUUAUGUAUUAAGUUUUAGACACCUCUGCAGUAGGUGUUACGCUUCCGAGGUAUGCUCGGAAUGUAGUCGAUCAUUUCUUUCCUUCGAACUCCUUGUGGCGUGGUUAUGAAAUUUUCAUGGAUUGCUGUUACAACCCAUGAAAAUUUCUACCAAAGCAGCAAUGUUGUGUUACAUUUGGUUUUUUAAAUGUUUGAGUUGACUAUAAUUCGAUAUGAUUCGAGCAAAAAAUUGGCAACAUUUUGUUAGAAAAAACCCAACCCUAAUCAAAAACAAAUUAAGAGUGACUUUGUUCGACCAGAUUUGGCCCACUGUAUCGAGUUUAUUUUAAAUAAACCCGACAGCCCACAGCUCCCGCAAAACUGAAAAACAAAAACAAAAAGUUUGCGGAAAAGUGUGCGUCAGGUGACGUGGAACCUGUGGAAAAAAAGAAAAAAAAGGGGAUGACGUCGGUCUAAGCUGCCACAAAAAGGAGUGAUUUUCUGGCUAAAGGAGGAUUGAGAGCGCUACCAGUGAGAAAUUGUGCGGUAAAGUAGCGAACGGCAACCGGUUAUUGCAGAGUUCGAUGGAAGUGUAGCGGAUUUCCAGUGAAAAGCCCCCGAGAAGCAAAUUUCCCUGUCCCCUGUCUCUAUCAACAUGUCUGGGGAGACACUUCUCGAGCUAAGCCGAUGGGCAAUCAUGGCUGGCGAAACCGAUGAGGAGGUUGAGCGACGACCGGAGAGCGCCGAGCAAAAUCAUACCGAGCAGUACGGCAUCGUCGAUCCGGAUCGCAUCAUCAAGAAUCCGCUGCAAUUCCAGUGGACGCUCGGGUAUCAGGAACCGGAUAAGAACUUGUGGGAAGACGAGAAGAAUUUCCGCGGCAGCCGGUGGGUGAUCAACGUGCUCCGGCAGCAGCGCCACGAAUUGGACAAACAUUGGCUGGAUAUGACAUUGUGGCUGAUCGGCAAGGUUGUCGAUAAUCCUGAAGAAAUUUGCGGUGCCGUCGUGAACAUUCGCCAGAAGAUGGAUAAAAUUGCGAUUUGGACCUCCACCGUCAUGAACCGGGACGCGCCGAUGCCGGAGAAAGCUGUAAGUCGAUUUCUUGCCAUAUUCGAACCAUAAAUUGUGAGAGGAAGGUUGGGUAAAUUUGUUGCCAAAAAAUUAAAACACGAUGAGCUAAAUUUUACGUUUUUUCAUUAUUAUGGGCAACCGAAAGCCUAGUUUUUCCCCAUUACAACUGCGCCAUUGUAGUGACCUCUUGUCACAUUCACUCUAACACUACACAAACUAGACAUUUUGAUUAUAUAAAAACGCGAAUUUCACAAAUCACAACCAGAAUUUCGCAUCGAUUGGAAACGUGACUUUUGCUUUCAAAAUUACUCAACUGAAUGAUCUUGUUAAUUUUUCUAUUACACGCUCGUACUAUGUAUUCAAAAUUUGGGUAAAUCGGAAAUGCUUAUUACAGCAGAAAAUAACUCAUUUCCGAAACGAAUGGAAUUAUUAACACAUGAUAACGAAUUCUCAUAAAGCGUUAACUAGCUAUUACUCUGUCACUCCCCUCUUAGUCUUACUUACUACAGCUUAGACAAAGAUUUCGCCUUGAUUUUUGCAAAUAUAAUUCAUAGAAUCGAAACAAAAUCUUCCGGCUGAGCUCCGGGCUGGUAAGCAAAGCUGGAAGAAGUUGGGCCUAUAAACGACGGUGCCAGCUUUGUCGGUAGCGGUGAGCAGUGAUGUCAACCUUCCAGAUUUUGUCUGGAUCUUCCAGACUUUUUGGACUUUUGCCAGACAUUUUUUUUAGGUUUCCAGACUUCCAGACUUUUGGCAUUUCUUCCAGACAAAUCCAGACUUUUGUGUUUGGACAUAAAUUGUUCUAAGAUUCUUUGAAAAUUCAAUUUUGUCAUGGUGUAAUAUGGCAGGAAACAGGGUGGCCACCCAUUCGGGAAAUGCGGGAAAAAGACGGGAUUUGGAAUCCACCGGGAAAAAUGCAGGAAAAAGCCGCGAAUUUCUUCCGAAAAGUCGGGAAUUUUUGGCUCGGUGAAAGUCUGUUCAAUGAAGUUUGAACGAAAAAGGCGAAACAAGUAAAAAUUGAUUCACAGUUGAUCAUCAAUCUCUUUCCGAUUGGCUUCGACCGAUUUCUACCAGGUCGAAAUGGAUCCUCCUAUUGUGUUGGAUCGGUUUUGACUAGUUUUAACUUGCUUCAUUGAACAACGGGAAUAACCGUAACGAAAUCGUUAAUCCAGUAUGCUAUACUCACUCGAGAGAUGUCGAGUCCUAUUAAAACAAAAAAAAAGGAAAACAAUCUGUUAUAGAAACUAUUGCAAAUCGGAAGCGAGAGGCGGCCGAGGAGGCGAAACAAUUGAAGUUUCUAUCCGACGCCCAUAGAGAGGAAGCAUGAUGGACGAAAAAAUUUGUACUCGGCCAACGGCCAAAUACCGAAUAUUGACCUUUUAAACUAUUCGGCCAAACGAAUAUUCGGUCGAAUACUCCAGAGAGUUAUUAAUUAUAAAACCAAGAGCGAUUAUUUCAUUUUCCUUAUAUUUGUUCCAUUGUAAUACCCCUCAUGUUUUGAAUCGAUCAUUUCCAAUCAGAUGAUAUUACCGUAUGAUGUAUUACGAGAUCUUUUUCAGGUAGGGGUUUCUAUGAUAUUCAAAAUGUCUCAAAGAACUGAAAAGACAUCAGAUGACUUGUCGCUGCUAGGGCGUUGGUUACCAAAGAUAUUUGGAUCCUGUGAAAUCUGGAACAAAACAUGUCAAAGCAGGUGCUAAGCAAUUUGAAAUUGCUUAUUUGAUAUUGAAUUAUAUGAAGGUCGAAUUUGAGCAAAAUAUCUUCAAAAUAGUAGUUUCAAAGAACGAUGAUUUUUAACUUAAAAAUACCAUACUUUCCAUCACACGUUCCUACAUGGUCGGGCAAUUCAGGACGAUUUUUGAAAAAAAUAUAAAAACAAAGGCAAAUCUUAGAAAUCUAGGUCUAGGUAGGUGGUUCAAAAAUAAAUAUUCGGAUUUUUGUAUUGUGUCCUGUUUUACAAAAUCGAGAAUUUCAUGUUAACAUGCGGGAAAAAGUCGGGAAAAAUGCGGGAAAUCCAAAAUGGAUUUCGAGUGACCACCCUGAGGAAAUGAUUAAUAGAACCUAUGAACUAUGAAUUCAAUAAGGGUUCGAAACCUUGGCAAAUGCUUUGAGGAUGUAUGUUAAAUUGAGAUUCAGACAGAGCACGUGACUGAUAUAACGACAGAAAAAUACUAUUGUAACAUUGAGAUCUGGGGACCAAAAAAAAGGUCGCCACCUUCAAAACUUAGGUGUCCAGACAUUUGCAGAAAUUUCCAGACAUUUUUUAAAAAUCUUCCAGACUUUUCUGAAAAAUAGUUGGCAACCCUGGCGGUGAGUAACAUUAAUUUUGCAUUACUUAUGACAAAUUUAUGCUUAUUCAACACUUUUUUCUUUCAAGAGCUAUCUAUAAGCAGCAGAAAGUCAUCGAAUCGGAUGGUAACAUGGCGAGACGUUACAUUCCAUCGUCCGAGAAGCGCCCUCCUGCAGGAACAUCCGAUCUUUAUCGAGAUGAAAAAGCUGCUUCAGGAGGACCCCCGUCUGUUGCCAUCGCUGCUCCAGAAGAUCCAAUCGAGUAGCAUUUGGGAAAAUCAGAUGAAGUUUUUGGCACUUUUGAAUGAUGGGACCGAUGAGCUUAAAUAGGAAAAUAGGCGCAACGUUAGGCGCCUGAGCAGCAUGACGAUAAGUCCGAUGAGUGGGUUAGGGAAUCAGUUCGAUCCACUGCAGACUGUUGAUUGUCCGGAAUGGAUUGAGCCCUUGAAGGAUUCUGCAGGUGAUGCUGUCCAAUUGCUAGUCAUCCUCAAGUGCAGCAAAGCUUCAGCUCAGCGCUGCUCGUGGGUGGUGGUGAAGGUAGAUUAACUGAAUAUGUUAAUAUUGAAAAAGGCUUAAGCAGUAUUUACAUGAUGCAACAGUUAUUUGAAAAAAAAAUUCGAACCUUAAAAUCGUUUAUCAUUGAAUCAUGAAAAUUAUCAAUAGCAGAAUUUAUAGCAUUCCUUUAGCAAAACCGAUUUACUUUUAUUUUCAUCCAACACUUUUCGAUUAGAGGGAAACAAAAUAGCUCUUAGGAUAAGGUAACAAGAAUAAGGAACAAGCAACAUCCGGUUUAGGGUUUUGGUUGUUUGUUCCACCCUUUAAGAUCCUUUCUAUUAUAACGGUCAAUGAAAAGUUUUUCUUUUUCGGAACAUACGGAUAGACCGAACUGUAUUGUAAUUUUAUUAUAAAAAAGUGUUUAGAAUACAAAUUAAUUCAUUGAAUAUACUCAUAUCAUUGCUUUUUUUCCGAAAACUCAAUUUAAAUAUAAUAAAAUAAACUAAACCCCAGUACGGUUUUGAAUCUUUUGAUCUUUCGUUUACGAUUGGCUUGUGCACAUACACACUUUUUUGCCAUCUGAUUUUUUAUCUCAAACACCUGGCAUCCCUGGACCCCUUUUUUCGUAAACACUACAGCCAGCUGUUAAAACUUUUUUCAAUAUGGCGGAAUGGCGAUUUGGCAUAUGAGAUCACCAUACUAGAGGCAUCAUGCUCCGUCUUUAUCUUCCACCACUGAAAAACUUUUGGUAUCCUACCCUGGUAACCGGGUGCCUACUUUUUCUUAAACUGCCUACACCCGUACCUUAAUUGCGCCCUGUUCCAAACCAAAACAAAAUUACACUCCAUCCAUUUCUUUGGUCAAAUCCGUUUUUAAUAAAAAAAAAAAACUGUAACUUUAUUAAUAAAUUAAAUUUUGAACUCAACAUUUUUUGUCAGCUAUAAAAUCUACAAGAUCAGAUAGGCUAUGCAGCACCUUCGAGAAGAGUUCAAACAAUUGGAGGAGCUCGAGCAACAUCACGGGGAUGUGGGCAUUCGCCGUGUCAAUCAUCAACCCGAAUGGAUUGCGGAUGCGGAUUUCACGAGAAUUUGUCUGCAUACUGGUGCCAGUACAGGAAGCAUGGGCUCGACUUUCAUCAUCUUUUUGAAACCGGAAAUGGAAAAACUAUCUAACACAUGCAGCGAUUCAGAGAAAGAUGUGCAGUUGAGAGGAGCGAUAUUGUCAGAAAUUUUAACGCUAGUUAAAAAAAAUAUCAUUGUAAUCCAAUCUCAUGGGAGGUAUACGUGGUUGAUAAAAUUCACGUGUGCUGUGCUGCUGCUGAAGAAUCUACCGGUCCAAAUAGGUGAUGAGAUUACCAAAUUCAUCUGUCUGAUUAAGGCAGUGGACACAGAAACAUAUCACUAUGACCCACUCUUGAUUCACACAUUAACGAAAGUACUUUUCGAAGAUUUUCCUUUGCGACGAAUAAAUUUGAUCCAUAUUAUCAACAGACUCGCCCAGCUAAACCACAAGUUGCUAUAUUAUGUUGCCGUAUGUCUGAUAUUCGCUGGCUUCUACAGAACCGUGGUUUUGAAAGAAGAAGAUCCAUCUCCACCUAUGUACAGAAUGCAUAAUUUUCAGGACAUUUUAACUGCUCUUGAUGAUCUUAAGAUCGACGAUUUAAAACAACGUUUCGAUGUAGAAAAGUUCUAUAUUUUGUUGAAAUUAUUGUGCUGCUACCAGAAUAUUGUUUUGUUGCGACAUUCCCGCAGCAGUAAACAAGACAUAGAAAUGGAUCAUACCUGCUAUUCGGAGUAUUUUCAUAUUACCGUAGAAGAAAAACGCGCUUUUCUCAAAUGGUUAAAUGUUGCGCGAAGUUUGAUUAACAGCUUGAAUCGGAAGUUGCGACAACAAAAGAUAUCAGACAAGGAAGACUUUUUAUUGGUAAUUGAACUGGUUGAACUGGACAUGAUUCCGCUUAUGGAGGAUGAUCUACAAGAGAAUGAUUGUUUCGAUUAUUGACUGAUUGAAGGUUUGGCUUACCGAAGAGAAUUUUCUCAUUGUGCCGUCAUGUACGAACUUCUGUCGUUCGUACAUGAAGGAACACUCAUGUUAAUUCAAAAAAAACAACCUUUGAAGCGGAAUAUAAGAAUUUGAAAACAAAAACCAUUGCAUUUUUGUUUGUAUAUUCAACGAAUAAAACAUAAUCAAAUAAAAAUCUGUACGUAAACUACUGACCAUCUGAACAA